Messenger RNA from Asterias rubens (European starfish), 2171 nucleotides. RefSeq names its product protein odd-skipped-related 1-like. NCBI's taxonomy places the organism in Eukaryota, Metazoa, Echinodermata, Asteroidea, Forcipulatida, Asteriidae. Gene Ontology annotation, molecular function: RNA polymerase II transcription regulatory region sequence-specific DNA binding; DNA-binding transcription factor activity, RNA polymerase II-specific. Gene Ontology annotation, biological process: regulation of transcription by RNA polymerase II; embryo development. Bases 247 to 1416 code for a protein of 389 amino acids. The record is from RefSeq and is a predicted model, not a curated record. The transcript is spliced from 3 exons. Gene Ontology annotation, cellular component: nucleus.
AGUAAAAUCCCCGAGCAACUGCACAGUGGAGCAGCCACCCAUCGGAUCGUCCGACCGUCCUCCACUCCGAUCAGCCCCGCCGAGCUAACAGCUCUGCCUCCGCACUAACGGGUUGCUAGUCAAUUACGGACCCGGCGUCCGCUGUCGAGCUUCACCCCACACACACACACACGUACUGGAGAGUAAAUACGUAGAACAGACUCGCGUUGUUGCUUGCUGCCGGACGGCCCUUUUUUCAGUUUGACAAUGGAAGCAAAUCCCAUGUCUAUGUACUAUAGCUGGCAGCUCUAUUUAUCCGCAUGUAGGGAUCAGAAUCUGUACCUGUGGCAUAAAGAGCUCAAGAAGGUACGGGCGAGUACUGGGCCUCCGACUCCCCCACUGACACCUACCAGCCAGCACCAAUUCCAGACUUUCAUUCCAGGCACCCAGGGGGCAGCAGCCCACGCAGCCUUCGCCCUCCACGGCAAUCUCCACUACGCCGGCGGCGUACAGAAAGGCAGUGAACACAUGCCCCUGGUCCCCAUCAACCCAGUCUGGGCGAACCACCCACAUGGGUACCCUUCGCCUUGGCACAUGCUACCGGCCUCACUGCAACAUUCCUUACCCCAGAGUGAGCUGGCGCACCGGGCGUUCAGCACGAUCACGGCCGACUACAAGAAGCUGGACUCGGUCCGCAUGGUGACCUCCGGUGCCCUGCAGCAUCAACGGGCGCCCAAAUUUGACUUUGCACACCUGGCGCUGGCCGCCACACAGCCAUGCAGCGCGGAUGAAAACCUUGCCAAGACUGGGAUGGUGGCCUUACCCCAACAUCCCCACCAUCCAGAGGAGAGACGGAGGGGUAGGGGACCCACGAGAGCCAAGAAGGAAUUCAUCUGUAAGUUUUGCGGUCGACACUUCACCAAGUCGUACAAUCUGCUCAUUCAUGAGCGCACACAUACCGACGAGAGACCGUACUCGUGCGAUAUUUGCCACAAGGCUUUCAGACGGCAGGAUCAUCUCAGAGACCACAGGUACAUCCAUUCCAAGGAGAAGCCCUUCAAGUGCCCAGAGUGCGGUAAGGGGUUCUGCCAAGCGCGCACCCUCGCUGUCCACAAGACCCUCCAUCUUCAGGAGUCGCCCCACAAGUGCUCCACGUGCGGCCGUACCUUCAACCAGCGCAGCAACCUCAAGACGCACCUGCUCACGCACACGGACAUCAAGCCAUACAACUGCGACAGCUGCGGCAAGGUCUUCAGGAGGAACUGCGACCUGAGGAGACACAGUUUGACCCACGGGGAAGGAGGAGAGGGCAUGGUUGUGUCUGGGGAGGAAGGGUCUGGCACGGAAGGGGAGCUGGAGGUCAGCAUCGAAGAGAAUGACGGAAUUGUCAAGGUGAGGGAAGAGAUGCAACAGGUUGUUGUGGAAACAGUACAGUAAGAUUAUAUUGGGUGUUAAGGGGAGAUGAUUCUUGAGGUACUUCAGUUAAUGUAGCAGUUUAGUACUACAUGAAAUUAACAUCCACUCCAAUUUAUCUUGAUAUGGCUUCAAGGUGGACUGCAUUACUAAGUCAAACUAAGUAAUGCCAAACCUGCAAGAAGUGCGGGUUAAGGCUAAAUGUGCCAAGAUGCGAAAUCUGCCUAAAGAUGAAUUAAAUAAUUUUAAAAAUGAGAUCAAAGUUCCUGUGAUUCCUUUGAAUGAAGUACUUAUAAAGUAGAGCCCUUAUACAAUUGAGCCCUUUUCACACGAAGCCAGUUCCCUGGGAAUGAAAACCCCAGGGAAUUCCUGGGGAAGUUGAACCCCUUUCUCCAACCACCCCAUACUUGUGUCACACUUGAUGCCAACAUACUGGGGAAAAUGAUCAACCAGGAGCCUCUUGCAUAUUACCUGUGAGUUUAUCAGAGUUUGUAAGUCAGAGUUUGUAAGUCUAGUGUGAAUGGUCCCAUGUUUUCCUCUGGGAAAUCCCCAGCGAUUUUAUGUAGUAUAAAAGGGGCCAAAGAAUAGCACAUUCCAAUAUGUUAAAGUGUAGAAUGUUUGACAUCUGCCAACAGUUUGGAUACAACUAACACAGAUUUUGUGCAAGACAAAUGAUUGUAAAUAAUAAUCUGUUACUAUGUGUACAGACCAUUUAGUUUGUUAAAGGCAGUGGAUACUAUUGGUAAUUACUCAAAAUAAUUAUUAGCAUAAAACCUUUC